GUUAUUUUUAGCUGCUUUUUCUCUCUAAAGAACGUGCAUUGCAGUAUUUCUCGUACAUAAAUAUGCACAAAACAUUGUGUUUUUGCGAUUUGUCAUCUCAUUUGACUCGUAACUUUUAAUUUGAACAAAUAUUAUUGUUCUUGACGGUGCGAAAUAUUCAAAUUUUCUUAAUUUGUUUGUGUUACGUAAUAAUUUAGAAAUUGUGUCUUUUGUAAUACCAAAUUGCGCGUGGGUGUCGUCGUCCAUAAGUUUACUUUAGUGCAAGUCAAGGUCAACCCUGUUGUUGCAUAAUAGAUAUUUGUAGUGAACAUUAAUUAAACUCGUUUAACUACUAUUAGCAUUUGCAUAUUUAUGUAUACGCUCUGAUCAAACAUUAGAAAAACUGUGUCGUCGUGAUGGCAGAAGACAUCGAACGGAAUAUAAAAGUUGCCCAGUUUAAAAAAAGUUUAAAACAGUUGGGUGUCCGAUUCCUGAUAUUGUUUUUGCUUUGUGCUCUCGGAGGAUUCAUUUUCAGGUGGGCCGAAGGGACACGAGAGCUAGAGUACAAAUGUGGCGUAAAAAAGGUUCGUCGCGAUUUCAUCGAUACGUUAUGGUCCGGGUCCAGAUUUAUGGAUGAGGACGGCUGGAAAUCCGUGGCAAGACGACGCCUCCUAAAAUUCGAGGAUGAACUUCGUCACGCAUAUGAAGAAGGGAUGGAUGCCGAUUCUGGUUCGAAAACGUGGAAUUUCGCGAAUGCCGUGUUCUAUUCGAUGACACUAAUGACCACGAUCGGAUAUGGGCACAUUUCACCGAUAACUUUCACCGGAAAACUUUUCACCGUGAUCUACUCCUUGAUUGGAAUUCCUAUUUUCUCCAUUAUCAUGAUCGACGCGGGAAAAGUGCUCACCCUCGCGCUAAAGUUGCACCUCACCAAGGACCCCGCGAAAAGAAAGGACUACUCGGUCGAUGAGGAGUUCAACUUUGGGAUAAAAGUUGGGCUGACAAUUCUGAUCUGCUACGCACUCGUGGGAGCCGUGUUUUUCAUCUUUGUCGAACAGGAGUGGGGUCUCUUUGGAUCCUUGUACUUUAUUUUUGUCACAUUUUCCACCGUCGGCUUGGGAGACUUGGUUCCUGCGAACCCCGUCAUAGCUGUCUUGACAUCGAUCUACUUUCUCUUCGGGUUGGCUCUGACCUCACUCGUGAUUGGCCUGAUUCAAGAACAAUUGGAAGGCCCCUUAAACACAGCGGCCAGAAGGACUGCAUUUCUACUUGGACUUUCUCCACCGGCAGCGAGUCCAGAACCUGUGCAAGAUGAUAAAAAGACGGACUAAAAAUACUCAAAUAUAAGGUGAAAGUAACUGAAAUGAAUUUAUUUCAAGUAUACAAAUUACACCAGAAUUAUCUUAGAAUAACAAAAAAUAUUAUUGAGGACAAUAAAAAUACACUGAUUUUUUGUAAAAACAAC
Molecule: messenger RNA, 1444 nt
Organism: Folsomia candida
Lineage: Eukaryota; Metazoa; Arthropoda; Collembola; Entomobryomorpha; Isotomidae
Product: TWiK family of potassium channels protein 9
Exons: 7
Coding region: 396-1310 (304 amino acids)
Biological process (GO): potassium ion transmembrane transport; stabilization of membrane potential
Cellular component (GO): membrane
Molecular function (GO): potassium ion leak channel activity
Source: RefSeq, a predicted model, not a curated record